Molecule: messenger RNA, 1185 nt
Organism: Symbiodinium sp. CCMP2592
Lineage: Eukaryota; Dinophyceae; Suessiales; Symbiodiniaceae
Source: the annotation of a GenBank genome assembly
AUGGAGGCACCUAGUCUGCUCCCCAACGCCCUGUGCCUGGGCAGCGGUGCGACGGCAGGAGAUUUUGAUGUUGAAGCCUGCGAGGCGCUGGAGUCGGCUGGAAUCAAAUUUCGCACCUUCGAUUCCUUCCUGCUCUAUGACAUCAAGCAGGUCAAGAUUGACCUCGGCACUUAUCGAGGUCACUUCGGCACGCUGACUCCUUUCCACAGCGCUUGCUUCCCGGCAGCAGCACUCUGCACAGGCCACAUCGGGCAUCUGGAGCGGCUUGAACCGUUCCAGCACUACGGCACCUUCGGCUGGACUUACCAGGAUGCGUGGGCUUUGGAGGAGAAUCUGAUCUCGCUUGUGACAGCCACGCAUCUGAACAGCGUGAAGCAUGAUGGUUACCAUGGCGGCCAUUGCAGCGCUGUGCUCUGCAAGCCACGCUGGGAAGACGAUGAGCUGGUGGAGCUGAGAGUGAUCGGGCUCGGGGUGAAUGCUCCGCCGAGAUUUGAGCCUGGAAAUCCACAGAAGAAUCCUCAGAGCUUCGGCGAGAGGAGCCUGCGACGCUUGAGGUCGGACAAAGCCUUUUCCAAGUAUUCCUUGCUGGGACGGCCUCGAAGGGGCAAUGAAAUCCACGCCGAGAUGCAAAUCUUAUCUCGCUGUGCGCGAGCUGGGAUUUCCACUUCCGGCGGGUGGAUGUGUAUUCAGACGGCUCCCUGCUGGGACUGCUGCAAAGCUCUGAUUGCCGCUGGCAUCAGCCGUGUCCUCUUUGAGGCUGCGCCGGGUCAGGCGCAGAGGCUACUGCGGGACGACGGCUUGGAGACGCUGGGUUUCGCCGAAAUGCCGCAGAAGCCGGACGGCACGGUCUUGAACUGGGGCAUUCCUAUCCUGCAGAGUUGGGACAUCUCAGAGUCAGCAGCGCUGCAGAUUCUCAGGCGAUUUCUUGCCGAUGGACUCCGCCGCUAUGAGGCCAGUUUGUUUGGAAGCGCGGGCAUGGCACAGAGCUCGCUGUGUGACUCCGGUCCGCAGUGCUUUGUGCCACAUCGCUUGCCGGUCGACUUCGGUCCCGGUGCACUCCUGAGCUCGCCGGUCGACUUCGGUCCCGGUGCUCAGGCAUGGCACAGAGCUCGCUGUGUGACUCCGGUCCGCAGUGCUUUGUGCCACAUCGCUUGCCGGUCGACUUCGGUCCCGGUGCACUCCUGA